This is a messenger RNA of Trifolium pratense (red clover), 2065 nucleotides long. RefSeq names its product cysteine-rich receptor-like protein kinase 1. The record is from RefSeq and is a predicted model, not a curated record. Bases 101 to 2065 code for a protein of 654 amino acids. Gene Ontology annotation, molecular function: protein kinase activity; ATP binding. The transcript has 6 exons. Lineage: Eukaryota; Viridiplantae; Streptophyta; Magnoliopsida; Fabales; Fabaceae. Gene Ontology annotation, biological process: protein phosphorylation.
AUCUUCAUUUUCAUUUUUUAUUUCUUCAACAUAUAAAAAAGAAAAUGAAUUUUUUCCUUUCUUAAUCAGAUUUUGAAAUCGAAAGAGAUACAUAAAAGAAAUGCAAAAUUUCAACAUUUUAUGGGGAAUCAUCAUAUUCAUAAUACCGUGGUUUUUGUCACGUGUGGCUUGCUUCAAUGGUGGGAUACACGAAGCCGGUCUGAUUUGUGAUUCUUAUCAGUACCCUGCCGAUGAUGAUGAUGAUGGUGAUGAUAGUGACAACAAGUUAAUGCAAAACUGGAUGGUUGUAAUGGAUGCCAUUUCAUUUCAGGUGAAAGAACACGGGUGGGGAGCGCAAACAUUAGUUGGUAAUUGGCAUCCAAUGUAUGCAUUAGGCCAAUGUCGUCGUGAUCUCAAUCCCACACAAUGUUAUACAUGUUUUACCCAAGCUAGACAGUUGUUAUCAAGGUGUGUGCCAAAUAUUUCAGGUAGAAUUUACCUUAACGGUUGCUUCCUUCGUUAUGACAACUAUGCUUUCUUCGAAGAGACCGUGGACAACACACAUGACACAAACAUGUGUGGGCCUACGGAAAGGGGAGAGACGGUGGAUCCCUCACAUGUUACGUCAGUAAUUUUGAAUGUGAGUAAAGGUGAACAUAGGUUUGCGGUGGAUGAGGAAGGUGGGGUGUUUGCGUUUGCGCAAUGUUGGGAGACAGUGGAUAAAUGGGGUUGUCAAAGAUGUUUGAGAGAAGCGGCGAAAAGAGUGCAGGAAUGUGUUCCUAAUACUGAGGGUAAAAGCUUGUUUACUGGUUGUUUUAUGAGGUAUUCAACGCGUAAAUUCUACAACGACGUUGUUGUGCUAAAUGAUAGAUGGACUCCUUCUCCUCGAGAAAAGCAUAAGUGGAUAAUCCUUGGAUGUGUAAUAUCAGCAAUUCUAGUCAUCUUACUUAUCAUCCCUAGUUACUCGAAUCGAUCUUUAGGGAACAAGAAUUUUGGUGCAUCCCCUAGUUUUGCGAAUGUAGCUGGUUUUAGUUUUAGGUAUGAUGUGCUUGAGAAGGGAACGGAUCAUUUUGAUCCGACAAACAAAUUAGGCAUGCAGGGAGACGGAAAUCAUGGUUCUGUGUACAAAGCAAUACUCCCAUCAGGAAGAACCGUUGCUGUUAAACGUUUGUUUUUCGAUACACGACAAUGGACAGAUGUGUUAUUCAAUGAGAUCAAUUUGAUUCAUGGAAUUCAACAUAAGAAUGUGGUGAAACUUUUGGGGUGUAGCAAUGAUGGCCCCGAAAGCCUCUUGGUUUAUGAAUUUCUUCCCAAUAAAAGUCUUGAUCAAAUCCUUUUCGGUAAAGACGCAGAAAAUGUUCUAGCUUGGGAGAAGCGGUUUCAAAUCAUAUGUGGGAUAGCUGAGGGAUUAGCAUAUCUUCAUGAAGGAUCUGGAUCAAAGAUUGUUCACAGAGACAUAAAGUCCAGCAAUAUUUUACUUGAUGAAGCUCUAAAUCCCAAAAUUGUUGAUUUUGGUCUAGCUCUUUGUGUUGCUGAAAAGAAAUCUCAUAUUAACACCACUAAAAUUGCAAAGACAUUGGGACAAACGGCUCCCGAGUGUAUCGACCGAGGACAACUUACAGAGAAGGUCGAUAUAUAUGCUUUUGGUAUGAUGGUUAUUGAAAUUAUCUGUGGUAAAAAGAAUGGUGUUUUCACACAAGGGUCAGAUUCACUACUCCACUAUGUGUGGAAGAAUUACAUGGGAAACAAUAUUACAAUAUCAGUUGAUCAUGCUUUGCAUGGAAAUUUUGUGGAAGAACAGGCAUCAAAUGCUCUUCAAGCUUCUCUUCUUUGUACACAAUCUUCUCCUACUCUUAGACCAUCCAUGUCAGAAGUAGUUCAAAUGCUAACAAAAAAAGACUACAUUAUUCCCAUCCCAAAAGAACAACCAUUCCUUAAUUAUACGAAACACCGAACCUUAGCGUCGACUAUGAGCAUUAUGUCGAAUGGUCUUACAAGUGCAAGAUCAUCUUUUCAUAGCACCACUAGUUCUUUACAUCCAGGUGAAGAUGCAAUACUGCUAGAGAAUCUACCUCAACCAAGGUAG